GCCAACGUCGGCACGUCCAUCCAGGUGGACUCCACUGCCAGAGGGUCAGCAGCCGCCUGGGCCAUACUGCCCGUCUUGCUGCUGGCCAUGGCGGGAGCAGGCGGCUACCUGAUGUGGAGGAACUGGCAGCUGAAGAACCAGAAGAGCAUGAACUUUGACAACCCAGGGGGACUACCCUGUAAACCAGGCAUCCCCAAACCAGCCCCCCCACAGUUCAAACCCCCACUGCCCUCAGCCAAGUCCAAGCAAGGAACGCAUCUCCAAAGAGCAUCUCCAGACGGCCAGAGCUUCCGCUCUCUGGGAGACGAAAGCCCCAACGAGCACAAGAGGAAACGGAACCUGCUCAAACACGGAGGAGGAGGAGAGGAGUCUGAUGAAGACUAUGAGAACGUGCAGCUGCCAGAUUCUGUGUUCAUCGACUCAACUGAAACCAGUUUUGUGGAAAAGUUAUUCAGAGAGGGCCCUGUUCCUCCUCAGGACGGGCUGUAUGGCAUCAGAAACUCAGGAACCAAGACAACAAAGGUGCUGGUGGUGUGGGAUGUCAGCAUAAACAAAGCCAGAAACUACCGGCUGUUUGAGGAGGGUGACUGCAUAUUUCUGGAGGCGGAGUUGACCUUCCCUAACCUGCCCUCCCUGAUUGAACACUAUUACAGCCACCCUCUGCCCCAGCACGGCUCGCUGUGCCUGCAGAAGCCCUACUCCCUGUGAGCAGACAGCCCGAUUCUCCUCACAACUGCUCUGGAAAAACACGGAUUGGUUGGGCAUAUAAGUG
Molecule: messenger RNA, 772 nt
Organism: Menidia menidia (Atlantic silverside)
Lineage: Eukaryota; Metazoa; Chordata; Actinopteri; Atheriniformes; Atherinopsidae
Source: the annotation of a GenBank genome assembly